AUGAGUUGGACACAUGUUAGAUUUAGGAAUCAAUUGAUAUCUAAAGCAGAAGAACUUGAUAAAAUCAUAAUAACUUUUGUAUCUGAAGUUUAUACAAAUUUGACUGUGUCGGAUAGUAAACCCGAAGUUACUUCGGUUCGAACAACUCCAAAUUUAUUUGCUAAACUAUCUUCGAGCAAGUUGGAGUCUUCGAGACCGGUUAGAACGGUUAGACCGGUAUCAAAUGUUCAAAUAACGAAACAACGAAAGGGGCCGACUUCAAUGAGACUUCCCGAUGUAGGAAAUACCACGAGGACACCUUUUGCCAAUUUCUCGCAGUUUGUAGACCCUUCAGGAAAACUUAAUUUUAGUGGGAAGGCUGUAUUACACGCUCAAGGAGUGGAUUUCAGCAAUGGUACAAGUUAUAAAAUAAACAUGAACGAUUUAAGAUUAGAGGGAGAACUAGGUAAAGGACAAUUUGGGACAGUACAAAAGGUGUUCCAUAAACCUACUAACGUAAUAAUGGCAAUGAAAGUGAAGGCAAAAUUGAAUCAAAUAUUGAUGGAGCUGGAUAUUCUUCAUCAAUCUAAAAGUGAAUUCAUUGUUGAAUUUUACGGUGCAUUCUUCACUGAAUCUUGUGUAUAUUAUUGUAUGGAAUAUAUGGAUGCCGGGUCAUUAGAUAAAUUAUAUAAUAAAGGAGUACCUGAAGAUGUUCUUGCAAUAAUUAUAAUUGCA
Diversispora eburnea is the source of this 714-nucleotide messenger RNA. Lineage: Eukaryota; Fungi; Glomeromycota; Glomeromycetes; Diversisporales; Diversisporaceae. The record is from the annotation of a GenBank genome assembly.